Messenger RNA from Ustilaginoidea virens, 2520 nucleotides. RefSeq lists its product as uncharacterized. Gene Ontology annotation, molecular function: phosphatidylinositol-4,5-bisphosphate binding. The coding region runs from base 1 to 2520 and encodes 839 amino acids. Gene Ontology annotation, biological process: TORC2 signaling. Gene Ontology annotation, cellular component: TORC2 complex; plasma membrane; cytoplasm. The transcript is spliced from 3 exons. The record is from RefSeq and is a predicted model, not a curated record. Lineage: Eukaryota; Fungi; Ascomycota; Sordariomycetes; Hypocreales; Clavicipitaceae.
AUGUCUGUCAUUCAACUCGAAGAACUUGUGUCAUAUCAGCUACGAAUCGCCUAUCUGGACGAAAUCGCCGACGGGGUUGGUGAGAGGUUGCUCACUGUCAAUGAUAACCUUUUGAACUCGGCCUCGUUCAAGGCUGCCGGUUGGCGCCCCGACUCGUCCCAUACCAAGCGGACUUACUCUCCGCCCAUCCCUACGGCAGUCGCCUCGGAUUACUUUCAAGCCCCCAAACGAGCAGGUCUCACGCUGGAAGAUGGGGAGGACUAUGGCGGUAUGCUCACCGGGGGAGGGGCCGAUACCAUAGGUCCCGGAACGGCGACGAAGAGGCGCCGGCGCCUGGAGCAGAUGGAGGAGGAGGAGGACAGCAGCGACCUGACCGACGAGAGCGACGAAGAGCAUGAACAGAGGGCCGCGCAGCAAAUCAAGUUUUCCAAAAUGCCGGUGAGGCAGCGUGCCGGGUCGUCCCCGUCGCAGGUGCUGCUGCCUGCCAGGCCUCCGACGUCGCCCCGGGCCCAUCGGCGAGGCUCCCAGUCCGCCCUGGGCGCCGUGCGUGAGCGGCCGCGUAGGGACACGGUCACCAGCAGUGAGAUUUCUUCCGAGAACGAGUUCGACCUACCCGCGGCUCACAGGCACCGCGAGGCCGGCCGCGCGGCGGCAAGAGCGGUCCGCCUGCAGGAGAAGAUCAGCGAGGAACCAGCGCAGCCGGGAAUCAAAAGGGUCGGCACCGACCUCCUGCCCGAGGAAGAAGAGUACGACUCGGACGAGGUCUCGGAUCUGUCGGGGGAUUACGUCGCUAGCCUGGACUCGGCCUCGAUCCUGGACGGCGUGGAAAACCCCAUCAAUGCCUCGCCGACGGAGCAAGUGGUGGGAACGCCGCCGAGAAACUUUGUCAGGCAAUCCACGAUUCGCAAGUCCCACGUUCCCGCCAAGCCCGCCGUCUUGGAAGCCCUCCCCCCUCCUCGCCCGAUGAGCAUGAUACGGCCGGCGAGCUUGCUCCAGCCCACCAGUUUGCUCUCGGCGGCGCUCAAGGCCAAGGAGCACAGACCGUCCGUCCCGUUCCAGAAGUUUGCUCAUCUCAGCGGCCAGGGGACUCAGGGCUCCCUCGCCGUGCGCAUCUACGCCCCCUUCUGCAAGACUCCGGCCAAGCCCUUCGAGGUGCUGAUUCGGCCCCGUGCCCAGGACGGCCAGGGUGCCGAGCGCGCGGUCACCGUGACCGACUUGAUAGGGCUCAGCCUGUACCAGUACCACAAGGAGAGGAAGGAACCUCAGAUUCCGCCCCGCAAGUACAGCGUCAACUGGUGGACGCUGAGGAUGGUGGAGGAGGGCGGCGAGGUUGACGACGACUUCCCCGCCUUUGACAGAUGCCGGCCACUUGCCGCCUUCACGACAGUCAACAACGCCAGCGCACGAGGUGGGGGCCGAAUGCGGUCCAACUCGACCGCGUAUGAUGACUUUGCCCUGGUCCCCGCCUCGGGAGAGGAAUACGAGGAGAACAACGUGCUCACCCCCCAGCAAGACGAGGCCGAGGCCGAGCCGAGGCAGGAUGCUGCAGCAUCAGCAGCAGCAGCAUCGCAACAGCAAGCCAAGCGCACCGCCGAGAACCUCGACGACGAAGCCGCCACCGCUGCUCCAAACGCGCCAGCACCCCCGCGCAAGCAGUUGGUCGAGGCAGCUCGGCCGCGCCAGAAUCCCAUCGUCACAACCACGUACCGGCCCAACACCCCCCUUGCCGACACGCCGCAAGUACCCGUGACCAUGCCCAACACGGCCCGCGGCCAGCAAAAGCUGCUCCGCGUCCACAUCAUGUCGUCAGACGUAGCGCCGGGACAAAUGGUGACGGUGGAUGUAACCACGGACACGUACCUGGCCGAGGUCCUCGACACUGUCUGUCGUAAGAGGCAGCUUGACAAGGCAAACCACGUGCUCAAGCUUCCGCUCUCCGGAGCCGUAGUCAUGAUCGAUCGGCCCGUGUCGUCCAUCGGCAACGUCUCGGACCUCGAGCUCUACAGAAGGCGGUUCGCCACCGACGGGCCUUUGAGCAUGACCGGGUCGCCCAGCAGCUCGUCGCCGAGGACGGUUGGUCUGCCAAGCAGCCAGGGGCUCGCGCAGAGGAGAGACAACAGAAAGGGGCAGCUGCUGGGACCGCACCCGCUGGCCCAGGAGGGGCUCAAGCAGGAUGAGCUGGGGACUGCCAACUACAAGAAGUACGUGGUCUGGAGGAAGCAGCCGAUGCGGCUGGUGAGCAUGAGCGAGAGGAUAUUGGUCAUUGACGGGGAAUACAUUCACAUUGUGCCUGCGUCCGGAGGGAAAGCGGUGCAUGACGGAUCAGGCAAGACGACGACGGUGCACUUCAGCAAUGUCAUUGGGUGCAAAGUUGCUCGAAAACAUCCCACAAACGUAAAGCUCGUGGUGUAUAGGGCUGCCGAGAGCAAGCGGUACGAUUUCGAGGCUCGCGGCGCGGACGAGGCGGCGGAGAUUGUAGCGGAGCUGAAAAAGGGCAUCUCGCCUUAUCGAGAAGUGUGA